Ostrinia nubilalis (European corn borer) is the source of this 4182-nucleotide messenger RNA. RefSeq names its product isoleucine--tRNA ligase, cytoplasmic (gene IleRS). The transcript is spliced from 4 exons. The coding region runs from base 94 to 3735 and encodes 1213 amino acids. The record is from RefSeq and is a predicted model, not a curated record. Lineage: Eukaryota; Metazoa; Arthropoda; Insecta; Lepidoptera; Crambidae. Gene Ontology annotation, biological process: isoleucyl-tRNA aminoacylation. Gene Ontology annotation, molecular function: tRNA binding; ATP binding; aminoacyl-tRNA deacylase activity.
UUUGACAUUGACAGAUAAAUUGUCCUGUCAAAAGUGUGAUGUGUGAUGGCGUGGAGAGUUGCGGAUUACGAGUAAAAUUUUAAAUAUUUCAUCAUGUCGGUGAAAGUUGAAAGGGUCCCGGAAAGUAUUGACUUUCCAAAAGAAGAAGAGAAAAUAUUAAAAUUUUGGAAAGAAAUCGAUGCUUUCCAAAGUUGUUUGAAGCAAUCCAAAAAUAAACCCCGGUAUUCCUUUUACGAUGGACCACCAUUUGCAACAGGUCUGCCUCACUAUGGCCACAUUCUUGCUGGAACAAUCAAAGAUGUUGUUACCAGAUAUGCUCACCAACAGGGCUAUCAUGUAGAAAGGCGUUUUGGUUGGGAUUGCCAUGGCUUGCCUGUGGAAUUCGAGAUUGACAAAACUUUAGGCAUAAAAGGUCCUGAAGAUGUGGAAAAAAUGGGCAUUGAUAAGUACAAUGCUGAAUGCCGUAAAAUUGUGAUGAAAUAUGCUGAUGAAUGGGAAACUAUCAUUACAAGAAUGGGGCGCUGGAUUGAUUUCAAAAAUGACUACAAAACACUGUAUCCUUGGUUCAUGGAAUCAAUUUGGUGGGUAUUCAAAGAACUUUUCAAUAAGGGUUUGGUGUAUCAAGGAGUAAAGGUCAUGCCUUACUCGACAGCCUGCUCAACUCCUCUGUCCAACUUUGAGUCAGGACAGAAUUACAAAGAUGUUGUUGACCCAGCUGUCGUAGUCUCAUUCCCAACUGCGGAAGGGUUUUCUUUGCUGGCUUGGACAACAACCCCAUGGACACUCCCAAGCAACUUAGCUCUUUGUGUCAACCCCAAGCUAUUAUACUUGAAGGUCAAGGAAAAAUCAACUGGCACAUGUUAUGUUCUUCAAGAGUCCAGAUUCCCGGUGAUUUUCAAGAAUGUCGACGAUUUUGAAGUCCUUGACAAAUUCCUGGGUGAAAAGUUAAAAGGUACAAAAUACACACCCAUUUUUGAUUACUUUGUUAAACAAUGUCCCAAUGCUUACCGCGUUUUAGUAGAUUCGUAUGUCACUGAUGAUUCUGGUACUGGAGUGGUACACCAAGCACCAUACUUUGGUGAAGACGAUUUCAGAGUUUGUUUAGCUGCAGGUAUUGUCACCAGAGAUCAGGAUAUUAUUUGCCCAGUCGAUGCAAGUGGGAAAUUUACUGCACCUGUGAAUGACUUUUUGGGCCAGUAUGUAAAAGACGCCGAUAAAAAUAUUAUAGCUAAUAUCAAAGCACGCAACCGACUGGUACAACUUGGUCAGGUAAAGCAUAGCUACCCAUACUGUUGGCGAUCGGAGACUCCUCUUAUUUACAAAGCAGUGCCAUCUUGGUUUGUAAGAGUUGAACAAAUGAGUCAAGAUCUUUUAAAGUCUAGUGAAGCUACUUAUUGGGUACCCGAAUACGUAAAAGAAAAGCGAUUCGGCAAUUGGCUAAAGGAUGCCCGAGACUGGGCUAUAAGCCGCAACCGAUUUUGGGGAACUCCCAUUCCCUUAUGGAUUUCCAGUGAUAAACAGGAAGUAGUUUGUGUAGGCAGCAUUGCUGAGUUAGCAGCCUUAACAGGAAAAGAGAUAACUGACUUGCACAGGGAAAGCAUUGACCAUUUGGAAAUUCCAUCAUCACGUCCUGGACAGCCGCCAUUGAAGAGGGUAAGUGAAGUGUUUGAUUGCUGGUUCGAAUCUGGCUCCAUGCCAUAUGCCCAGUGCCACUACCCAUUUGAAAAUAAAAAAGAAUUUGAAGACGUGUUCCCAGCCAAUUUUAUUGCUGAAGGAAUAGAUCAAACAAGAGGUUGGUUUUAUACAUUGAUUGUGCUAUCGACAGCACUAUUUAAUAAACCACCUUUCAAAAACCUGAUUGCCAAUGGUCUGGUUCUGGCUGCAGAUGGUCAGAAAAUGUCUAAAAGAAAGAAGAAUUAUCCAGAUCCUCUGGAGGUAGUUAAGAAAUACGGAGCAGAUUCUUUACGACUUUACCUGAUUAAUUCUCCUGUCGUUAAAGCCGAGAAUCUCCGAUUCAAAGAAGAAGGAGUCAGAGAUGUCAUCAAAGAUGUAUUCUUGCCUUGGUACAAUGCAUUCCGAUUUUUGAUGCAAAACGUUGAAAGAAUUGUACAAGAAGAUAAAGUAAGUUACAAGUUCAAUGAAAAGGCCGUGAGAGAAAAUGUCAUGGACAGGUGGAUCACUUCGUUUACGCAAUCCUUGAUCAAUUUCGUGAAAACUGAAAUGGCCGCGUAUCGCCUGUACACAGUCGUUCCGAGAUUGACCAAAUUCAUUGAUCAUCUCACCAACUGGUAUGUAAGAAUGAACAGGAAGCGACUAAAGGGUGAAGGUGGAGUUAAAGAUUGUCAGGUGGCAUUAGAUACUCUGUUUGGUGUCCUUUUCGAUAUGAUCAGAGUUAUGGCUCCUUUUACGCCUUUCUUAGCAGAGUUGAUGUACAAAACCUUACGUCAACUAUUGCCUGGCGACUCUCUUGAAAGUGUGCAUUAUAACAUGAUCCCUGACCCAAAGUUGGACUUAGUUGAUACAGAUAUUGAAAGGGCGGUACAAAGAAUGCAAUCCGUCAUUGAGUUGGGAAGAGUCUUACGAGACAGAAAGACUAUUCCCAUAAAAUAUCCAUUGCCAGAAAUGAUCGUCAUCCACCAGGAUCAGACUUACUUGAAUGACGUGAAGUCGUUAGAAAAGUAUGUAGUUGAAGAAAUGAAUGUGAAAAAAGUACAAUUUACUAGUGACAAAGAAAAGUAUGGUAUCACUUUGAGGGCUGAGCCUGACCAUAAGAUACUUGGUUUGCGAUUAAAGGGUGAUUUCAAAGCAGUUACUCAAGCACUCAAAGAUCUCAACAACAGUCAAUGUGAAAAGCUUGUGGCGGAUGGUUUUAUUAAUCUUGUCGGCCAUCGCAUUGAUGUUUCUGAAGUGAGAAUCAUUUUCCAAGCAACAGGAAAUGAUCAAUACGAAGCUCAUAGCGAUAAUGACGUGUUGAUUCUGUUAAAUGUGACUCCAGAUCAAGAUAUGUUAGAUGAAGGAUUUUCAAGAGAAAUAAUUAACAGAGUCCAGAAACUUCGGAAGAAAGCCCAUUUGGUGCCUACCGAUGAAGUGGAUGUUUAUUAUUCGGUCCAUAAAGCUAGUGAUAUUGUGCGCAUCAUAAAUUCACACCGAGAUUUCAUUGAAAGUACCGUAAAAGCACCAUUGGUUCCGAUAGAAAAAUUAACGAAAUCCAAACCGGUGGUGAUUGAAGAAACGCAAGAACUCAAAGGCUCGCAGUUGAAAUUGGUAAUUACAUGGAGGAAGGAGGUGGAGUUGCCGGCGAACCCUUGGGCUAAUAUUGUUCUUCAAGAUAUAACUCCUCGUUUCGGUGCGUCAUCUAAUCAAGCUAGUAUUAUCUUGAAAGAUAAAGAUAAUAAAUUUAUUACCAUCGAUAAAUUAUAUCGCGAAGUGGAAAUACUGUUUGGACUUUAUGGCAUCAAAUUUAAUUUAUGGUGCGCAGGAGCAGAAGUGAAGGACACAACUGGCUUGAAUACUAAAACCAUUGUAGUAUCCCCAUCUCAGCCAAAGAAAUGUGAAGCAAUUACCAGCCCUUACUGCAAGUUUAUCAAUGUUGCUAAUGGCUCUAAGACUGUUACUGUAUUUUUAGAAAAUCCUUUAGGUAAAGCAACAUUGGAUAAAGAGGGUUCUUUAGAAUAUAUUACCAACUAUUUGGGAUUGAAGCUUAAAGAUGUUGAUAAGAGUUUAUUUAAAGUCUAACUUAUUUAUUGCUUGAUUGUAUUGCUAAAUGGUUCCCCCGUUGGCAGUGAAUUUGAAUUAUCUCAGACAUUUUCUUGAAUUCAUAAGUAUUAUAAAUCAUUCUAUGAUACAAGAAUAAGUCGCUAUUAGACUCUCAUUUACAAAUAGUUUCAUUCACUGCCAACAUGCUCGUUGUUGUUUCUCUCGGUAGUUGAAACUUUUGUCCUAACUUAACUUAUUGUAUCUGUUUAGCAUAACGUAUUUUAAAUUAGAUACUUCUUAAUUAAUAUGCGUAUUAUGUAUGCGUCUACACAGAUUAGACCAUUAGCGGUAGCCACACUAUUUACUGUGGCCGCAACCAAUGGCCUAAUAAGAUUGUACUUUUUCAUACCUGUUUUACAUUGUGAUGUUUGUCAUUUAAUUACAUACAUGAAAUGUAUUCUCACGACAAAUAAAACGCCAAAUUCA